AGAGACUCGUUCCAGCUUACACUAAUGUUAAGGGAUAAAUAAUUAUAAUCAUAGCUUCUAGAUUUAGAUGCUUAAAACAUAGAAACUAUGGACAGUGUAAUCAUGAUUGAUGAAAAAUGCGAUACCACCAGUCUUAUUACUAAAAAUACCCAUUCAUGUCUCAAAAUAAUCGUAAACAUUACGUUAAUGGUAAUGUUUUAUCAGUUCUAUUACCGUGGGCUACCACAAAAAUAUACAAUCUAUCUGUUGUACCAUUAAAAUUUCAGAAUCACUCCACAAGGGUAUCAAAUAGUUGAUAACAUUCUUAUCUAAGUCAUUACGUUUUAGUGUAAAUUCUCAUUAUAUCGUUGAUUUUCGUGUGGCCUGUCUAUUGUGUAGUACUUAUAAGUUCUAUCUAAAAAAAACGCUGCAAAUACAAAAGAAAACAAGGUAAAUAACAACUCGUAUUACGUAGACUUUACUCUUCAAUAUUAUGUUUGGAUCUACUAAUCUUAUUUGUAUAUUAUUAUGUACUUUAAAAUUAAAAAUUCUAUUUCAACUUUCGGAUAUUUCAACGAACUUUGUGUCAAGUUUGAGCCCCGUGAGCUCACCUACUCGCCCGGUUACGUUGACAUAACUCAAGGCUAUCAGCUUAGGUAUAAAAAGAAAAAGAAAAAAAGGACUUUAUCAUGAAUAGAUCUAAUAUAAAUUGUUAUCGAGCAACACUUCCGGCCUCACAUAAUAAAUUAUUUACGAACUUAGGAAAUAUAUAGAACUUAUUAUUCUUGUAAUAUAAUUAGUAAUUUCAUAAUCAAGUAAAUAGUUCAUUCAUAUUUCUUUAUACUUAUAAUAUUUUAUUGGCGCCUUCCGCUUGACAGCUUCCGGCGCAAUAAGUCUUAAUGUUAUUUGUUACAUAAUUCGAUAUUAUUAAAUAAUAAUUGUACGUAAAUAAUCAGCCGAAUAAUUAAGAUGAACAAUGUUUAAUAUUACCUACUCAGUUUGUAUUAAAAUAGGUCAAGAUGAUUGUAUAAAUACCGACGGUUAGCAUAUCUCUGUUGCAUUCGUAUUCUACCCACCGUAACGUGUACUAAAGAGAAUAUAUUAUUUCGUGUGGAAGUAAAUUGUCUCAAUUGUCGCCGCCACCCUGAGGAUCCGUUUAUACUUCAGAAGUGGGAUUAUGCCAGGCCCAUGCAUUGACGGAUUUGAGACCGCUGAGAAACACAGGCGAUAUAAAAUGCGACGUGUCACCCAAACCGAUGCGGAGGUUAUUCCAACGUUCCGGCCGGAUGAAAAAUCUAGCAACGUCAAGGGAUGGCUGCACAAGAUCGACCAGUUGGAUCACGUAUAUGGAUGGGACAACAAAGACUGCCAGUUCAUCAUGCAGAUAUGUCUUCGUGGGUCGGCUAGGGAUUGUGCGAUACACCACCGCAACUAUACUACACAUCCGCGAAUGGCUACCACAUGGAGAAGAGAAGGUGCUGUUGCUCCAGUUGCAAGAGGGACCGACUUUCAACCAAAGAAAUGUUACGCCUGCCGAAGAGAAGGUCAUGAAACAAAGAACUGCAAGGAGCCGCGCUGCGAGGUGUGCCAUCGCCCGGGACACACGUCGGUCAGCUGAUGGUAUGCGGCCAGCUCUUCACACCCAAAAUAUGACAACUUACUUCUCACGAUUAGACGUUCAACUGCAAGAGGAGUUGAAAAAGACAGCCGAAGCUAUAUUAGCUUCAGGCAAAGGCAUCCUUGCUGUUGAUGAAACUAACGAGGGCAUUGGAAAGCUACUGAAGAAUGUCGGUUUGGAGAACACUGAAAAUAAUAGGCGAAGAUACAGAGAGUUGCUGUUCACAACCCCCGAUUUAGCUGAACAUAUUUCUGCUGUAAUUCUUUACGAUGAGACCGUUUAUCAAAAAACUGAUGACGGUACACCGUUUAUAGAGCUCUUAAAUAAGCUAAAUAUCAUACCUGGAAUUAAAGUAGAUAAGGAUGUCACGGCGUUGUUCCUUUCCGAAGAUGAAAUGACUACUCAAGGCUUAGAUGAUUUAGGUAAACGUUGCGCGGCGUACAAAAAGCAGGGAUGCCGAUUUGCAAAAUGGCGUUGUCCGGUCAAAAUAGGACUGAACACGCCCUCCGUUCGGGCUAUCAACGAUACAGCCACAAUCCUGGCACGGUAUGCGUCUAUAUGCCAAAGCGAAGGCUUGGUGCCGAUUGUGGAACCCGACGUUCUGUUAGAUGGUGACCACGAUAUAGAGAGAGCCCAAAAAGUGACUGAAGUAGUACUAGCGGCCGUCUACAAGGCAUUGAAUGACCACCAUGUGUUUCUAGAGGGAACGCUGCUUAAGCCUAAUAUGGUAACGCCUGGACAGGGAUGUACUAAGAAAAGUACGCCUAAAGAAAUCGCUAUUGCAACUAGAACAGCCCUAUUGAGGGGAGUGCCAGCUGCCGUACCAGGUAUAGCUUUUCUUUCCGGUGGUCAAACAGAAGAGGAAGCGACUUUGAAUUUAAAUGAAAUUAACAAGGUUCAAGGUAAAAAGCCAUGGAUCCUUACGUUUAGUUAUGGCAGAGCUCUACAAGCAUCUGUCUGGCAGACGUGGGCAGGUAAAGAUGAAAAUCUUGUGAAGGCGCAAAAGGAAUUACUGAAACGGACCAAGGCUAACGGUCUCGCGUCGCUCGGAAACUACGAAGCUGGUACCGCUAUUUCUGCAGCUGGUGACGAAACAAAUUACAGUGCCAAUUAUAAGUAUUAAUAAAUUCGAUUUAAAUUUGUAUCCAAUCUAGCUGCCACUCUAACAUUAUUAAAUUAGUACAUACCUAAAAA
Molecule: messenger RNA, 2791 nt
Organism: Bombyx mori (domestic silkworm)
Lineage: Eukaryota; Metazoa; Arthropoda; Insecta; Lepidoptera; Bombycidae
Product: fructose-bisphosphate aldolase
Exons: 9
Coding region: 1236-2720 (494 amino acids)
Biological process (GO): glycolytic process; fructose 1,6-bisphosphate metabolic process; G protein-coupled receptor signaling pathway
Cellular component (GO): membrane; cytosol
Molecular function (GO): G protein-coupled receptor activity; fructose-bisphosphate aldolase activity
Source: RefSeq, a predicted model, not a curated record